Messenger RNA from Paramecium sonneborni, 795 nucleotides. Lineage: Eukaryota; Ciliophora; Oligohymenophorea; Peniculida; Parameciidae. The record is from the annotation of a GenBank genome assembly.
AUGAAUUCAACAACUCCAAAAUCAAAUGGAAUCAAUUAUGCAAGUAUAAUUUGAAUUAUAAACUGAUGGUAGAAUUAAGAAAGCAAAGAUCAAACUAAGACACUUUACCUAAAUCAAUGUCAACCAAUAUAAAAAUGGAUAUUAAUCCUGCAUCAUAAUUUGGAGGAAUAAAGCAUAGAAGUACUUCUUAACAUAACAUUAAUGAAAUGGCAUAAAUAUAGUUAUUUGAUUAAUGUUUAGUGAAAUAAGCAAAUUAAAAUGAGUUUUUAAUUUUUUUAGAUAGAUAGAUGCAAUAUUUUAGCUAAACAACUCCAGUAAUUCAUGAAUAAUAAAUUUAGUAAAAUUUUUCAUCUUUUCGUGUAUCGAAUAAAGCAAUAUAAGAGGAAAAGAAAAAGUUAUAAGGAGAACUUUAAAAGUUUAAUUAAGAAAAUACAUUUUUGAUUAAAGAGAUAAAAGACUUAAAUAAAACAAAACAAAUGCUUGUUAAGAGAUAUGAUGCUUUAUAAAGUUUAAUAUUGAAAGAAAGAUUAAAUAACUAACCUAGAGUUCACCAAUUUAGUAAUCCUAAAUUUUAACAUCUUUUUAAUCAAAUAUCUCCAGUUUAAGAGACAAUAUCUUCUUUGACUGAUGAAAGAGUAAUAAAUUAUUAUUUAAAUUAUUUAGUUUGAGAGUAAUGCUACUUCACUUGAUUCUUCUUUAUCAUAUGAGGAUGAUUAAUCAUCUGCAUCACAAUUACUAGAUUUAUUGUAGAAGAAUUCGAAGCACAGAUUCAAUUUUCAAAAACAAAUGGUAUGA